This is a messenger RNA of Parastagonospora nodorum SN15, 1623 nucleotides long. RefSeq lists its product as hypothetical. The transcript has a single exon. Gene Ontology annotation, biological process: mitochondrial translational initiation. Gene Ontology annotation, molecular function: structural constituent of ribosome. Gene Ontology annotation, cellular component: mitochondrial small ribosomal subunit. Lineage: Eukaryota; Fungi; Ascomycota; Dothideomycetes; Pleosporales; Phaeosphaeriaceae. Bases 1 to 1623 code for a protein of 540 amino acids. The record is from RefSeq and is a predicted model, not a curated record.
AUGGCUCUCCGCCGCCAGUCGUCAUCGCCCACCGCCAACCUCCUCCGCAAUUCCCGCCUGUUUGCUCUCCCAAACCCUCUCCCACGCCCCAAUGUGGGCCAGACCUACGGCGCGGGCGUUACCAGAGCCUCGGAUACAGCCACUCUUCCCUAUCCCACACAUCAAGCCAUUGCAACAACGAAGAGCUCGUUGGUUCGAGGCGACUGGGGGUUGAAGCGACCGCUGCCCGCGCGAAGUCGUCUGUUGCAGGUCAGCGAUCCCGUGCUACGAGUGACGCAGCUGGACACCAUUGAGCAUGUCACCGACUUUGACUCCGCAGCCGACCAUGUGCGGACAAGGCAAAAAUUCGAAGAGCUCUCUGUGCCAAUGAUGAAGGGCAUGUCGCAGAUGAACGCCUAUGACUUGUCAACUUUACAGCCACUCGGAGCUUUCGAAAAACGCGACGACACAACUUCUUACGAUUCUGCUUUGGGCAUGGACGAGGCUGGUUUAUACCUGCAAGCUCUGAAGGAAAACACCAAGAAGACCGCAAAACGUUUCACCCCGUUCAAGCCGCCACCCGUUGAUGUAGCCGUACACAACAGCAAGAGAUGGAAGCACGAUGGGCCCUGGCUGCCUGGCAUGAAUGCUGACGACUUCACCACGUAUCUGAGCAGAGAAAUCUCAAAACGGCGAUCCGAGUUCAACACCUACCUCCGAGAAUUUGUGAAGAACGAAAUCUACACCACACGUGCUCUCGCCGCUUCCAGAGACGGUGAGAUCGCCCCUAUAGAGGCCGAAGAGGCCGAGAAAUGGAAACAAGAGCGGUCAAAGCAAUGGGCAAAAAUCAGCGAAGACGACAUUCAAACGGGCAUCAAGUCCCUUCGUCGAGAAACAGCCAACAACCCUCUCGCCUCCAAACUUGUCACGAAGCUGAUUCUUCCCUUCUUACGACUACCCACUAUUAAGCUCAAGAACACCGCCUUCCGCGAGAAUGCCUCGGGUCGCGAUAUCGAACAAUACCAGUUUGACACGGAAACCGCGCCUCUAUCUACUCACCCUUCUGCCGGUCUCGGUUACCUCCGAACACGCUCUUAUAUUGCCAACCACCCCAUUCUCGGACCCCAAUCAUCGCCAUCACCAGUGCCCGCGCGAGUAGUCCAGCCCCGGACAUCCAAGGCUAGAGAAACUUACGCCAAACUCGGUGUCGGCGGCUUCGUGACAAACGACCAAUACCGCAGCACUGACAUAUCUGUAUCCAGAACCGCAAACAGCAACAAUGCUCGGGAUGUAGAGACGAUCGACAUCGACACUCCCGGCGGCAAGAAGGUCCUCGUGCAGCCACUGUUCGGUAGCGUCAGUAACGAUGGCCGCAUUCACAUCAAGAUUAAGCGUUCCGUUGGCCCUGAAGUUCAAGUUGCCCGCGGCGAGCUGGACGAUAAGCCACCGGUCAGGGAAAACGCCAUGGACGAUAAUGAAGUGCUCAAGGGCCUAGGGCGCAAGGAUAGUGGGAUCAAGGAGCUGGAUGAACAGAGCGCCAAGGCCAGACAAUUGAGCGACUUCUUGGGCGGCAUGAGGCCUGAGAGCGGGGGAAAGGGUACGCCAGGACGAGGGUUCCCGGGAGUCGGGGACGCGUUGAGGUGA